AUUGUCAAGAUCGUCGUUGUCGGGCAAAGUACUGUACUGGCCGUCGCUGUGCGCUGCGCCGGGCUCGACGUCUCUCUCGACAAGCAUACCCACGUCGCUCUUUCCAUUCUUUCAAGUCUUUUUCGAGGUCGUGCCGGCUAGAAGCUGUGCAGCGAAACCUUCGUGUUCAUCUCCUUCAUCCUGCCUUCAAACACUCUGCUGUUGCCAUGACGAGAUUUGGGGACUUUGCUCCCCUUUGCCAUGACACUCCCUCGUAUCCGUGGUGCAACCUAUUCUACCGCCAACUCCGAGAUCACAAUUCUUCCGCUCUCGUCGGUGCUUCAGCAGAUCCUGCCACUGCGCCUGUGGGCAUUAACCCCAACUGUGCGAUCCCCUUCGUGGGCGUCGAUCACUCGCUAGCAAAUAUCGCAAAUAUCAUUGCCUGUGGACUCAGUAUUUUUGUUGUGGCUGCACUCAUCUGGUUUACAAGUCGAAGAAGAGCUGCUGUCGCACGAGUCGAAUUCCGCCUGUUCCUUAUCCUCUACUUCCUUACCCUUCCUUUUCAACUCAUCACCACUGGCUCCUUCCUACGUCAGGGCUCAACAGCACUCGUUGUAUUGACUGCAAUACAUGCAGGCCUUGUAGCAGCAACAUUCUGGGCGCUCCUGGGAAACGCCAUAGUCAGUACGCAAGUAGUAGAAGACGCAACGCUUAGUUCGCUGAUCCCAUUUUCCUUCUUCUCGAUCGCUUUUUUUGUCGCCGUUACCUAUAUCUCGCUGGAUGUCGCUUUAACCUUCACGGACGUAUUCGGUCCUUCAAAUCCAUCAGACAGCCUCAGCAGCAUCCCUCUCUUUGUAUUGACAAGUAUCUGGCCAGCUGCAGCGGCGGUGCUUUAUUUCGCCUUGAUGCUCUAUAUCGUCUUGGGCAUCCUGAACGAGGUCAAACCGGUCUGGUUUUUCAUCCUGGGUGCGGUGCUUUUCGUCCUCAGUCAAUUGGACUACUUCCUUCUGAGCAAAGUCAUUUGUCGGGGUGCAAAUGCGAAAAUCGAUGGGUCAUUCGUCGCGACAAUUCUCGAAACAGCAACAGUUGUCGUUCUGUAUUUUGGCUGGAAAAGCAUCACAGAAGAUUCAUGGGACGCCGGCAUCUACUUCGGCUGAUGGUGGCAUGCUCAAUAGCGUGCCCUCCCUACUUAUCCUCAAAGCACUCAAUUACACCUCUGCCGUUACCAGCUCCACCCCUUCGUGUCACCAUUCCCUCGUCAUGGACAUUCAGGUUGAGUGUGAACAUUUUAUACCUCCCGUAUGUGUAUCCUUGCGCACGCAGGCUCGUCGCUUUCUCGCUUGUUACUUCGAUGCUUUGCUGCUACCCCUACGGCCACCUAGAUUCGGCACUAAGCAAAGCUCAUCCCCGUCUCCUGGAUAUCAAGUACAUUACAUACCACCAAAUUCUUGUGUUCUAUAUUCCCUUUGUUGUCGUCUUUCUGUUGCGUCUAUGCGAACCUCCCCUGCAGCUCUUUCUCAGAUCACCCUGUUGUAUUUUCUAUUACCCUCACCGCACCACCGAUAACCGGACCACGCGUAUAUACUCCGCCGUACGAUACGAAUACUUGUGUCCGCUGUUUUUCUACAAUUUGUUUUCGGCACGCGCAAUCACAAUAUGUCUUGGGUCCCAGUGCGAUGGACCGUCGAAACUUGAAGACAGUAGGCCAGUUCCAGAAUCUCCC
Somion occarium is the source of this 1702-nucleotide messenger RNA. The record is from the annotation of a GenBank genome assembly. NCBI's taxonomy places the organism in Eukaryota, Fungi, Basidiomycota, Agaricomycetes, Polyporales, Cerrenaceae.